UAUUUGUCUGCAUGGCAACCCGUUGCGGGUUCCCGCCAAAUUUGUUAGAGCGUAGAACCUGUGGUAGAAUCGUUAAUGAAAGAAACAUUUGAUACACAAAAUUCAUAAUAAGUUCUUUUAUUCUACACUAGUUCUUAGUUUUAAUAAUCCACGAUGGGUAUUCUAGGCUUAUCUAAGUUAAUAGCAGACAUUGCUCCCCAUGCAAUCAAAGAAAUGGAGAUCAAAAACUACUUCGGACGCAAAAUAGCAAUUGAUGCGUAUAUGAGCUUGUACCAGUUUCUAAUUGCUGUUAGGAGUGAAGGAUCUCAACUAGUAUCAGUAGAUGGAGAGACAACAUCCCACCUGAUGGGUACGUUCUACCGCACUAUCAGACUGGUGGAGAAUGGCAUCAAACCGGUGUACGUGUUUGAUGGGAAACCACCGGACAUGAAGUCACACCAGCUGAACAAACGAGCGGAGAGGAGAGAGGAAGCGGAGAAAGAGUUGCAGAAAGCUACUGAAGCUGGUGACCAGGAGUCUAUAGAGAAGUUCAACCGCCGUCUAGUAAAGGUGACGAAGGUGCACAAUGACGAAGCGCGUCAGCUACUGAAGCUGAUGGGCAUCCCCGUCGUGGAGGCACCGUGCGAGGCUGAGGCACAAUGCGCUGCUAUGGUGAAAGCUGGCAAAGUGUUCGCCUCGGCGACCGAAGAUAUGGACGCGCUAACGUUCGGCACCAAUGUGUUGCUGCGGCACCUCACCUUCUCUGAAGCUCGCAAGAUGCCCGUGCAGGAGUUCCAUCUCGAUGAUGUACUUAAAGGAUUGGAGCUUAACCAGAGAGAGUUUAUAGACCUCUGCAUCCUCCUAGGAUGCGACUACUGUGGCUCUAUAAAGGGCAUUGGACCGAAGCGAGCCAUAGAGUUGAUACGCCAACACCGCUCGUUGGAGGAAAUAUUAAAAAACAUAGACACGAACAAAUACCCGCCGCCUGAAAACUGGGACUAUGAGAGAGCUAGAGAGCUGUUCUUGGAACCUGAAAUCACUGAUCCUAAAGAUAUUGAGUUAAAAUGGACGGAUCCUGAUGAGGAAGGCUUAGUGAAGUACCUAUGUGGUGACAAGCAGUUUAAUGAGGAACGAGUCAGGAAUGGCGCCAAGAAACUCAUGAAGGCACGAACUGGUACCACGCAGGGACGCCUGGACGGAUUCUUUACGAUAUCUACAACUCCAAACCCCAAGCGCAAAGCUGAGGAAGACAAAAAGAAUGCAGCUAAGAAGAAAAAGGCAUCCGUCGGCGGCGGUAGGGGGCGCAAACCGAAGUAAUUUACACAAUUUGCAGCUAUAUCUUAGUCAGAAUAAGGUUGUUAUUAGACUGUUUUUACAUAACAUUACACUGUGGAUAGGGAGAUGACUGUUAGGUUUAUGAAAAAACAUUGGAUUUACGUUUUUUUACUCGAAACUUACUUACGUCAUUAUUUAUGUAUGUCUUAUCGGUUAGGCACACUUUUUACCGAGAAAAGGCUUAUGGCGUUUAAAGUACGCGUCCACAGGCCCGCAUCGUACGCAUCGCACGCAGCGGAUUUUAGAUUGUCUUGUAUAGAAACUGAUACAACUGCGUCCACUGAUCCGCAUCGUGCGGACCGCUCGUCGGCAAUGCUUACUUGCGAUGCGUGUGAUGCUUUCGAUGCGGGCCUGUGAACACUUACCUUUACAUUGAAUUUGCGUGGCCCGUCAGAUGUCUUUCUCUUAAAUCUGACUGCCAAUAGAAAACUGUUGAAGGCAAAUCCUCCGCUAUCGUCGGUCACCGGUGACCACCACGGCGUUCAAUGUGUUAAGUAUAUCUGACACACAAAAAAUAAAUAACGUGUCUCAUUUUCAUAUAUGGUCAUCAUCCCUAUCAGACUUAAUCAUAACUAUGUAAAAAAAUCUUAUUAAAUAAGUUGUCAUCUAAGUAUUUGCUGAAUACUAUAAUUACUACCUCGAUUACAAAUUGAUAUUGUUGAUCUGCUAUUACGAUGAGUGAAUUGAUUGUUGAUUGAUUUGAUUUGUAUAUAUUACUGGAAAAUAACAAGAACCGUUAAGUUUAUAAAGUUCUUAGAAAAAUUGCAAACUUGCGUAGGAAUCUAAACGAGAUGAUGAUUAUUUUGUAUGUUUAACAUUCCUAAAAAUAAUGUAAAGCUUCAUCAUAAAAAACAAUAAUCUGUCAAAAUGUAUUGACGUGGGAUGUGGUAAAGCGGUGUGGCGCGGCGCAAACGCGAUUAAUUGGCUUGAUUUUUGUUUAUAAUGUUAAAAACAGAAACAAAACGAAACUAUUCACAUGCACGUAUUGUGUUGAUUCGCAUAUCAUCGCACCGCUUCGCGUUUGCUUUUCAGGACGUUCCUUUACGAUACCCGCGGACAGAUUUGGAGGUGUUGAAAAUAUGUAUUUUACUCUGUUAUCCACAUGGCUUAAUGAAAAUAACUUUCUCAUUAUUCCUAGACAAUAUUUACCUAAAAACAGGACCUUUUUAUAUUGACAUGCGCUGGACCGCAGUUAAAUGGCGCACUCAGAGACAUUUAAUAAUCUUCAAACUAUUCCUUAGUAACGAUUUUGUAUCGUAUACAAUUGCCAAGGACUGGGUUAAGUAAUCAUUAAAUGUCUCUGAGUAUGGCAGUAAUGUUUGUGACUUAAUAAUUGGAAUAAACGCUUGAUAUGAAAAUAAUUUAUAAGUUCCUCUUUGAAAUAAAUUGUUUUAAAUAUAGU
Messenger RNA from Spodoptera frugiperda (fall armyworm), 2716 nucleotides. It is a transcript of the gene Fen1, whose product is annotated as flap endonuclease 1. Lineage: Eukaryota; Metazoa; Arthropoda; Insecta; Lepidoptera; Noctuidae. Gene Ontology annotation, molecular function: manganese ion binding; 5'-flap endonuclease activity; magnesium ion binding. The transcript is spliced from 8 exons. The record is from RefSeq and is a predicted model, not a curated record. Bases 154 to 1296 code for a protein of 380 amino acids. Gene Ontology annotation, cellular component: nucleus.